AUCAUGAUUGCCUUGCUGAUGAUCGAUUAUCCUGUGCAUCAUGUAUGUGUAUAUAUAUGGUACAUCACGUCGUGCAUCCCUUGUCCAUAAAACCUGUCUUCUGCCUCUCGAGUCAAUCAUGAUGGAGUCUGAAUAUUCAGCUGACACUUUUGCAGCGAGCGGCAGUCUCCGGACCUCCACUUACAUAUAUACGUCGAUGGCCACAUUUUGGACCUACAGUUACGCUUGUUCACUUCAUGAGGAGUGGACGUUCCUGCUUCAAUCCCGCUGGACUAAGAUAAAGUGCCUUUAUAUCAUUGCACGAUAUGUACCUUUUCUCCUAUUCGCAGGCCACCUUUAUAUGAAUUUUAUUCCUGACGAGGACCCCAAAAAAUGCCACAUGAUCGACAACAUCUGCUCAUGUUUCAGCAUAAUAUCAAUCACUUGUUCUGAAUCUAUCUUCGUCCUCAGAACAUAUGUAUUAUGGAACAAAAAUAGAUUCAUGCUUGCAGCCAUGUUGGCCGCCUUUCUUGCUGCCGGCGCAGCAUCCACUGGCCUGUUCUUUGCAUUUCUCCAUGCUGUCCCAUUUGAGACUAGCCCGAUCCCGGGCAUCACAGGCUGCUACCAGCCCUCGGACAGCAUCGGGUUCUACGUACCAUUCAUUCUCUCAUCUGUGUUACAACUGGGACUCAUCUCCGUCACGCUCAUACGCGCCCUGCAGACCUGGCAGGUGUCCAACAACUAUCUGCUUGCCGUCCUGCUAAAACAUAAUAUAUUUUACUAUAUAUGCGGCUUUUCGUGCUCGAUGGUGAACGUCCUCGCGUCGGUGUUCCUUCAAGACGCCUACAAGGCCAUGUUCCAAGAUUUUCAGUUCAUCAUUCUAGGGAUCCUCGCUACACACAUGCACCUCCAUCUUUGGCAUAAAGAUCAGCACCAGCAUAGCUCUAUGCUUACUCCCAUGUCCGAGAUGUCGUAUGUGGGUCGUAGUACAGCGUAACUUCAUAGCGGAAAGAUCUAAUGUGGGUAGUCUACAUCCAUACAUCGACUCCUGCAGUCGAAUCAGCCUUGCCGUCCCACGGGAAAUCAUAUUGUAUCUAAUAUAUUAUCACCUGAUCAAGAACAAGGGGCUAUACUUCCAGACCAGUUGGGGGAGCGCGGGGAAAUUAUAUGAUAUAGCGGUGGGUGGAUGUGUUCCCGACUCCCAAAGAACUGCGCGUCUAGUAUUGUCAUGAGCAACU
Molecule: messenger RNA, 1217 nt
Organism: Suillus discolor
Lineage: Eukaryota; Fungi; Basidiomycota; Agaricomycetes; Boletales; Suillaceae
Exons: 15
Coding region: 41-976 (311 amino acids)
Source: RefSeq, a predicted model, not a curated record